Molecule: messenger RNA, 2130 nt
Organism: Fragaria vesca subsp. vesca
Lineage: Eukaryota; Viridiplantae; Streptophyta; Magnoliopsida; Rosales; Rosaceae
Product: DELLA protein GAI1-like
Exons: 2
Coding region: 1-2130 (709 amino acids)
Biological process (GO): regulation of DNA-templated transcription
Cellular component (GO): nucleus
Molecular function (GO): DNA-binding transcription factor activity; sequence-specific DNA binding
Source: RefSeq, a predicted model, not a curated record
AUGAUGAACUCUCACUGUGGGAGCAUGGGUUCGAUCAAGAGUGAGAACUCAUGCACCGAUUUCAAACCAACAUCUCCCAACGAAUCAACAAUAAUGUCCGAAGCGCCCAAGAAAGCUACGAGUACAACCACUACUGCUCUAUCUUCUUCCGACAUGAUGGAACAGAGUACUACUAGCUUAACACCACCGAGCCUCAACUUUCCAGCUCUCAAGUUCGAGCUAGACGGCGACGUCGAAGUUGAAUCACCGGACCAUUCCAUGUGGGAGUCGUUUUUUUCCGAACAAUUUGAUACGGAUUUCAUGGUCUUGUCCCCGGUGGCAAACAUGAACAAUAAUCUCCCCAACUCUCCACGUUCUUUCUGUUACAAUAAUGGUCAGGUGAUGCAGGGGCAGUCUAGCUUUUCGAGCUGCUCUCCUCCUCGCUUUGGUUCGUCUCCGGUCGGAGCAUUUAGCAGAGACAACAGCAAAGGAAAGGGACUCAGUCCACUCCGGAGGGUUUUCAACUCUCCGGUGAACUACAUACAGCAAGAGCCGGAGAAUCUUCAGUCACUACCACCAGCCUCAAUCGAAGACUUCUUGGAUGACUAUCAAAGAGACGGCUUCGUUGCAGCGUAUGGUAACCCUAACCUUAACAACCAAACAACUACAUGCACAUCAAAGAUGUCAGCAGGAGUAAACAAUCCUUCCUCGCAAUCUUAUCACAAUCCAAUGACUUCAAUGGACUGCAACAUGUCAUCAACCAUGCAAACCCCUUCCAGGUUUUCGCGAUCGGUGAGCGAAACAUCGUUAGUUACGGAGUGUAACUCUCAGAUGAGCCAAGAGUCGAGGGGUGGCGGAGCAUAUCAUCAUCAGAUGGGAUCCAACUGUGGUGCACCGUUAUCACAACAGUUGAUGCACGAACGCCAGCAAGAGAAGCAACACAUGCAGAUGCACCCACAAAAGCAACACCACAAUAACCACAAUUACAAUAUGAUGCCGCCUUCUCUUCCUCCUGUUGCCCCUGAGCCGGAACAAGACAGUGGUCUCCAACUGGUUCAUCUUCUUCUUGCUUGUGCCGAAGCUGUUGCAAAAGAAGAUUACAUGUUAGCAAGACGGUAUCUCCACCACCUCAAUCAAGUGGUGUCGGCUCUGGGCGACUCCAUGCAGCGUGUUGCUGCCUGCUUCACAGAAGCCCUAAGCGCACGCCUUGCCGCAACUCUAACCACCAAUUCAAGUGCUUUGGCGCCCAAGCCCUUCUCUCCUUUCCCUCCUAAUUCCCUAGAAAUCCUCAAGAUAUACCAAAUCGUCUACCAAGCCUGCCCCUACAUCAAGUUCGCUCACUUCACCGCUAACCAGGCCAUUUUCGAGGCGUUUGAGUCCGAAGAACGAGUUCAUGUCAUUGACCUCGACAUCCUUCAAGGUUAUCAAUGGCCAGCUUUCAUGCAAGCCCUAGCAGCUCGAUCGGGAGGUGCUCCAUUUCUCCGUAUAACCGGAGUCGGUCCAUGCAUAGAGGCGGUGAAAGAAACGGGCCGGUGCUUGAUGGAAUUAGCCAUCUCUCUUCACGUCCCGUUUGAAUUUCAUGCGGUUGGAGAACAACUAGAAGACCUCAAACCACACAUGUUCAACCGAAGAAUAGGAGAAGCCCUAGCAGUGAACACCGUCAACCGUCUCCACCGUGUCCCGGGGAACUGUCUCGGCAACUUACUAGCCAUGAUCCGUGACCAAGCACCCAACAUUGUGACCCUAGUGGAACAAGAGGCCAGCCACAACGGACCCUACUUUUUGGGGAGGUUUCUCGAAGCCUUGCACUAUUACUCGGCGAUUUUCGACUCGUUGGACGCCACGUUCCCACCGGACUCGGCUCAAAGGGCCAAGGUGGAGCAGUACAUAUUUGCGCCGGAGAUACGGAACAUUGUGGCGUUUGAAGGAGCGGAGAGGACAGAGAGGCACGAGAGGCUUGAGAAGUGGAGGAAAGUCAUGGAAGGGAAGGGUUUCAAAAGCGUGCCACUGAGUGCCAACGCCGUGACGCAGUCGAAGAUCUUGCUAGGUUUGUACUCGUGCGACGGCUAUAGGAUGAUGGAGGACAAGGGUUGCUUGCUCUUGGGGUGGCAAGACCGGUCUAUCAUGGCGGCGUCUGCAUGGAGAUGCUAG